AAGAUUCUACUUACUUUGUUCUUUUUGGUUCAGCUCGUGCCUCUGAACUGCGCCCUGAGCCACAACUGCCUGACGUCAGCUCUGCCGACAGCCCCUGAUAAAUUUUUUCAGGUUCUCGGUACUCCACGUCAUAUAUGUACCAACCAAUAAAAAUAAAACUCGUGGCUACAAUUAUUCAAUGCAAUAAUUCCAUGUUGUAAUAAUUCUGUGGACCUGGUGCUCAAGCCUGUGGGGCCGAUGAAGCAUGUGCGUUCACAUGGUAGGCUAAGACUCGCCCGCAGAUAUUCAAUUCAAUAAUUCCAUGUUGUAAACAACCUUCAAGACUCAGGGGCCAUACUUCUUGUUGGUUUUUCUCAACUGAGAUUAUUCAGUCUUCUUUGAGUUCAACAGUUUGUUAGGAAAGAUGGCAGAGCUUGUUACUUUUGCUGCCGAGGGAAUACUGGCUAGGGUGGCUUCACUAGCCAAGCAAGAAUUCAGUCUCCUCUGGGGAUUCAAAGGAGAAGUAGCAAAGCUGAAGCGAUCAUUGUCCGAUAUUCAAGCUAUGCUGCGAGAGGCAGCCCAGCAUUCGCAGUUUCGGGGCGAAGCGGUGCAAAUGUGGGUGAAGGAUCUUGAAGAUGUAGCUCAAGAUGCUGAUGAAGUGCUGGACGAAUACGGAUACGAAGUUCUUCGGCGUCAGGUGGAACUUGGAAACCGAAUGGAGAAAAAGGUGCUCAACUUCUUUUCACACCACAAUCCCAUUGCGUUUCGUCACAAUAUGGGACGCAAAAUCAAGAAAAUCAAUGCAUCUUUGGCGAAUCUGAUGACUAAGGCAGCUGGUUUUGAGCUAGUUAGGCCGACAUUCUCAACACUCGUGGAUGCAACGCCUCAUGGUGACAGGGAAACCGUCUCCGUCUUUAAUGGAGAUGAGAAGUACAUUGUUGGAAGGGAGGAGGCUGUGUCGGAGAUAGUUACAACCCUGAUAAAUUCCAGCAACAAUAAGGAGAAUUCUAUUUCGGUUAUGGCGAUUGUGGGAAUGGGAGGCCUGGGCAAGACAACUUUGGCUAAAUCAGUUUAUCAUCAUCCCGAGAUAGAAAGACGGUUCGAUACAAAAAUAUGGAUAUGUGUAUCUACUCCUUUCGAAGUCAAGGCGAUUUUAAGCGGGAUCUUAGAAAAGAUUAAACCGGAAAAGGCUGGGAUUAAGGGUAAAGCAACAAUAUGUGAAAAUCUCCAAGAAGAUUUGAAAGGAAAGCGAUAUCUUCUCAUUCUCGAUGAUGUUUGGAAUGAUGAUUCUGAUCAAUGGAAUGAUUUGAUGAGUUGUUUGUCAAGUGUUGAAGAUACCCAAGGAAGCAGCAUCCUUGUCACUACCCGCAGUGCUGGUGUUGCAUCAAUUGUGGAAACACUUCCCGGGCGUGAUUUGGAAAAAUUAUCGGAUGACGAAUGUUGGCGCAUAUUAAAGGAUAAGGCAUUUCCGAAUGGGAGUGCUUCCGUGACCCAAGAUCAAGAGCGAAUGGGAAGGGAAAUUGCCAAAAAAUGUGCAGGUGUACCAUUGAUGGCAAAGGUAUUGGGAAAUAUGAUGCGUUGUAAGCUGAGUGAUGGAUGGCAGUCAAUUCAAGAAAGUACAAUAUGGAAUUUGCCAGAAGGAGAAAAAAGAAUCAUUUCAGUUUUGAAGUUGAGCUUUGAUGAAUUGAGAUCACCAUCUUUGAAACAAUGUUUUGCAUACUGUUCAAUGUUCGUCAAAGAUGAUAUUAUUGAGAAGGAGGAUUUAAUCCAACUUUGGAUGGCUCAAGGAUUGCUCCAACCUUUUCCCAACAAAAGCAUGGAGGAUGUAGGGUAUGAAUAUUUUAAUAUUCUAUUGGAGAACUCCUUUUUUCAAGAUGUUGAAAUGGAAGGAAAUACUGUUUACGGUUGCAAGAUGCACGAUCUUGUGCACGAUCUUGCAGAACAUGUGUCAAAAUCACAGAGCAAGAACUCCAUUGAGAAACACAUGGAAAAGCUCUCUACCUCGGCACUGCAUGUAAUUCCAAACGGAGGUUUGAAUGGUGAUAUACUUGGUGGCAUCUUCUCAAGAUUUAAAGGUUUGCGCGUCUUAAAAAUGUGCAAUGUUAAAAUCCCUGAGUUGCCAGUUUCAAUUGAAAAGUUGAAAUGCUUGAGGUAUCUCGAUGUUUCCCGUACAGGUAUCAUAAAGCUCCCCAAAUCUAUUUGCAAGCUUUAUAAUCUACAGACGUUGAAGAUGUCCUCUGUCGAAAGUUUUCCAAAGAAGCUGCAAAAUUUGAUCAACUUGAGACAUUUUGAAUUUGGUUCUAAAUUCGUUGGUAGUCCUCAAACAUAUCCAAUUGGGAUUGGGCGUUUGACUAAUCUCCAAUAUUUACGUUUUUUCAAUGUGGGUAAGGAGAGAGGUCGUCGAAUAGAGGAGUUGGCUGGCUUAAAGCAAUUGAAAGGUCGUUUAAGUAUUUAUUGUCUAGAGCAUGUGAGAGAUGGAGAGGAAGCAAAGAAAGCAAAACUAGCAGAGAAGACAAAUCUGCGUGGAUUAGUCUUUGGAUGGGAUAAAUACAGGUCUAUGAUCAACAUUAAUGAUGAGGAUGUACUAGAAGGCCUUGGACCACCACUCCCUAAAUUGGAAUUUUUAGGGAUUGACAACUUUAUGGGUGAGAAAUUUGCAUCCUGGAUGAUGGGGAGUCCCUUUCCUUCAUUAAAAAGAUUACGUAUCGUUGAACCUAAGAAUCUAAUUGAAUGGGCGGAAGCAGCAGAAAACAUUGUGCUCUUUCCAUGCCUCGAGGAGCUGUCUCUGACCAACUGCGAUCAAUUAAGAAGUGCUCCCAGUCAUUUUCCAUCUCUGAAAAAUUUAGAGAUAGAAUCCAUGGGUAGCGGCAUGCCAUUAGCAAAUAUAAGCAGCAACCUGACCACUCUUACUUCUCUCAAAAUAAGAAGUAUAAAGGGACUUGAUUGUCUGCCAGAAGGGGUGUUAAAAAACAACAAGAAUCUUGCGUAUUUGGAGAUAAGAAAAUGUAAGGAUUUAACUUGUAUUACUACGGAUGAUGUAUUUGGUUGUUGUGCUUCUCUUCAGUCCGUGUUUAUUUCCAAGUGUGUUAAUCUUAGGUGCCUGCCUGAUGGGCUGCAAACUCUUGUCUCUCUUGAGGAGUUGACUAUAAGGCAUUGCAAGAGUCUAGAGCUCAUUCCAGACAUGCACGGUCUCACUUCCCUUAGUAAGUUAACCAUAGAUUCUUGCUCCAAGCUGACGUCCAUUCCAUUUGAACAGGGCCUCCCAUCUCUCUGUAAAUUGGAUAUUCGCAAUUGUCCCGAAUUAUCAAUCCUAUCGAGUGGGUUAGAAUAUUGUACCUCUCUUCAGCAUUUGUCAAUAUCUUAUUGUGAGAAGCUAACAUCAACUGGGAUUCACAGCCUCCCACCAUCCCUCCACUCUCUGGAGAUAGAAGCUUGCAAGAGUCUACAGUCCAUUCCAUUUGAACAGGGCCUCCCAUCUCUCUGUAAAUUGGCUAUUCGCAAUUGUCCCGAAUUAUCAAUCCUACUGAGUGGGUUAGAAUAUUGUACCUCUCUUCAGUUUUUGACAAUAUCUGGUUUUGAGAAGCUAACAUCAACUGGGAUUCUCAGCCUCCCACCAUCCCUCCACUCUCUGGAGAUAGAAGCUUGCAAGAGUAUACAGUCCAUUCCAUUUGAACAGGGCCUCCCAUCUCUCUGUAAAUUGGCGAUUCGCAAUAGUCCCGAAUUAUCAAUCCUACCGAGUGGGUUAGAAUAUUGUACCUCUCUUCAGUUUUUGACAAUAUCUGGUUUUGAGAAGCUAACAUCAACUGGGAUUCUCAGCCUCCCACCAUCCCUCCACUCUCUGUUGAUACGGGAUUGCAAGAGUCUAGAGUCCAUUCCAUUUGAACAGGGCCUCCCAUCUCUCUGUAAAUUGGAUAUUCGCAAUUGUCGCGAAUUAUCAAUCCUACCGAGUGGGUUAGAAUAUUGUACCUCUCUUCAGGAUUUGACAAUAUCUGAUUGUGAGAAGCUAACAUUAACUGGGACUCACAGCCUCCCACCAUCCCUCCACUCUCUGCAUAUAGAUUUUUGCAAGAGUCUAGGAUCUAUUCCUGGUUUAGAAAACCUCACACACCUCCGUGAGUUGGAGAUAGUUGAUUGUCAUGGGUACCUGCCCAGUGAGUUAAAAACCCUCACCAGCUUGAAGAAAUUGGAAAUUGGUGGGUUUUGGAAGGAGCUCGAUUCAUUCCCUCCUUUUGAGGUUACUCCACAACUUGAAUCAUUAAAGUUGCGGGGUUGGCCUAAGCUUCGGUCUCUGCCUGAACAAGUUCAACACUUGACUUCUGUACGUGAUUUGCAAAUAAUAAAAUUUGAUGGAAUGGAGGCUCUUCCGGAGUGGUUGGGGAACCUUGCAGCUCUUCAGUUCCUAAGGAUACAGACCUGCAAGAAUCUGAAGUAUCUACCUACAGCUGAAGCUAUGAAAUGCCUCACCAAAUUAAAAGGAGUAUACAUUACUCGUUGUCCCAUUCUAAAAGAGAGAUACAACAAGGAGAGCGGCCCAGAAUGGCACAAGAUUUCUCAUAUUCCAAAUAUUGACAGCAUUUUGGUUUGGCGCCCAUGGUGAGUAACGGCAAUUCCCAAUUGUUUGAAGUUGCAUUGGACCAGAUUCAUGGCGGGCUGCUGCAUUUGGGCCUGGGAUCAGCUCUCACGGGUGUUGGGCUCGGUUUUGCAUUAAUUCCUCUCAUCUGUCUCUGUCUCAUAUCUGCAAAACAGGCGGGGUUUCGGUGCUCCGAAAAUGCCCGCCCUGAUUUUUUACACCAAGUGGAGAUGGCAACCCAGACAUUGUAACUGGCCCAGGUGUAUCAAUGGUAAUAAAUUGCUGAGUAGAUGAACUACAAACCUCAAAUUCCCUCUGUUUGUAUAUUUGCAGUUGCUUUUCCGUAUAACUCUUCAAACCCAGGAACAUCUCCGACGCCUGGACCUCGUUGAGUAGUACCCGCCAAAAGCUUGAGGGUUCAGCUGGGAAGGUUUCUGAGUUUUGCAGAGAAGGCAAUGACUGAUAAUCUCUCUCUUCUACACCAGUUUCAUGAACUCAAAUUGGAGUCCCUGUUAAUCUGAUUGCUACGUUAUUCAACUCAAGUCAGUCAUUUUCUAAGGUUCCUGGGGACAGGUGAUGGCUGGGAGUCGGAACGUUUCUCUAUUUUUAUUAGGACAAGCAAUUCCCAACUGCUUGAAGUUGCAUUAAAUCAGAUUUUGGGCAGUCUUGAUUCUGCUCUGGAAGUGAACAAAGAAAAGUCUUAGAUAAUCGCUAUGAUACUUACAACUGUGGCAUCAAUUACAUUGCAUAUAAGCUACCAAGCUGAAAAGGGAUGCACCUAUAUAUGGGAUUUUGGUGGCUGUAUUGAGGACUUGGUUCCGUUGUAUACUACAAAGCAACUUUUAGCCAUCAAGGGGAACUAAUCAAAUCGGAUUUUAGGGGAUUAUGAAUGGAACCUUCAAGGCAGUCCAAGCGAAUGUUGAGGCAGGUAGCUCUUUUUUUUUUUCCUUUUGCAAGUGUAAAAGUUUGGAGAAUUGAUUACUUCACGUUCUGGGCGGGUAUUAAGAUGAUACAGUUAGACAAGGAGGGUUAUUGACAAGACUGAAACUUUCUUUUGAACAGGACACUGUUUAUCCGGUUUACUACAAGUACUAUAUGUUGUAUGUAAUAUGUAACAUCACCAGAAAUUUUACAAGUAGUAAUUAAACUUCUGUUACUGUUUUUUUGUUUUAGCUACAAUUAUAGCGCCAAUUUUACGUAUGCGUGUGAAAUUGUUUGUCUGACAAGCAGCACGGUGGAAUUGUAAUCUAGUUGCAGGUCCUUGGUGAAAGGAACAUCUUAUACGGUCACAAGGGCAUCAGCAUGGUCUUAAUUUGGGUCAGGAAGCAAUUGAAUCAAGUCUCAGAUUUUCAUUGCCAAUGUCACAAUGCACAUGUCAUCCUGGAGACAUUCAUUUGCCGCAGUUUUCCAACGAGUUUGAAGCGUUUCAAUGAUUUUGGUUGUCCUGAAUUUCAAAGACUUGCAGUUGAUUAAUGAAUGGCCAGGGUAACCAAUUUUUUAUUUGGCCAGGAGUCUGUGGAUGUAGAAUGAUGUGCAGAGUGAUGCAUUUUUUAUAUUGUUGGUUGAGAAGGAUGCUGCUUUUAUUCGAUUGUCGGAGGAUCAGUUUUACAAUAGAAUUCCAUGUAUUAUCCUGGAUGUAAAGGGGGAGCCAAAUGUAGCCACCACUCUUUUUAAGCAAGGUGAAGCUGGAACUGAAGCCACCGGUGCUGGCUCUUGUGGAAAGUGAUCCGUACGGGUUGAAGUGGUCGAAGAACAUGUCAUAUGACACUGCGAAUUUGACCACACCAGAUAUAAAAUGGUUGGGAUAUGGCCGAGUGAUUUGAACAAGUACAAAAUUCCGGAGCAGUGUAGGUUGACGAUGACAGAUCACGAUAUUAAAACAGGGAAGGAAAUGCUGGAGGAAGAUUUUGUGGAGAAGAAUCCUAAAUGGGUUGAGGAGAUCUCAUGGUGAAAACCAAGCAAAAGGCAGAAAUUCAGGCUCUGAGCGCAUUCAGCUUUCAGUAUCUGGCUCAGGUUUAUUUGCCACUAAAACUGCAGGAGCAGGAUUGGAUAUGAGCCCCGGGUAGCAUUUGUUUUAUAGCAAGUCAUGAAUUUACUUUGACAUUAGUUUGUAACGGUGUAAUAUCUUUUGAAUUUGUGACUUUGUUUCCCGUGGAUAUUUUGCUCAUUUUUCUUGUGGCCGUGUUGUUGUAUCUAAGUGGUUGAGUAACUAUACUCUUAUUAGUCAACAAGAUUUCUUUAGUUCAAGGACACGAAGAAAACUAAAGGAAUAUAACGGAAUGAAGGAUAAAAAGCUUAUUUCA
Molecule: messenger RNA, 6852 nt
Organism: Pyrus x bretschneideri (Chinese white pear)
Lineage: Eukaryota; Viridiplantae; Streptophyta; Magnoliopsida; Rosales; Rosaceae
Product: putative disease resistance protein RGA3
Exons: 14
Coding region: 404-4576 (1390 amino acids)
Biological process (GO): defense response to fungus
Molecular function (GO): ADP binding
Source: RefSeq, a predicted model, not a curated record